This is a messenger RNA of Ceraceosorus guamensis, 1680 nucleotides long. RefSeq names its product tryptophanyl-tRNA synthetase. NCBI's taxonomy places the organism in Eukaryota, Fungi, Basidiomycota, Exobasidiomycetes, Ceraceosorales, Ceraceosoraceae. Gene Ontology annotation, cellular component: cytoplasm. The record is from RefSeq and is a predicted model, not a curated record. Gene Ontology annotation, biological process: tryptophanyl-tRNA aminoacylation. Gene Ontology annotation, molecular function: tryptophan-tRNA ligase activity; ATP binding. The transcript has 7 exons. Bases 251 to 1585 code for a protein of 444 amino acids.
GCGUUCCUCCAAUCUGACGACGAAUGCGACUGACAUGCGAUCGUACAGCUCCGCCACUCUCCUCUAUGCACGAAACACCUCUUUCUGACUUGCACAUCCGAGACUUGCACCUCUCUUAGCCCCUAACGUCACCAGUGACACGAGUCCGAAGCGACAUAGCGCUUGAAGGAGGAUAAGCUGGUCAUCUUACCGCUCCGACGAGCACGCGAACUCCUGGCCUGACCAUUCACCUCUACCACGCGCACGCUCUAUGGCUGAGGCAACACAAGCAGCAGCUCCUCCAGUGGUAGCUGCAGUCAGCGGGGAGCAAAAAGUGACGCCAUGGGAUGUAGAAGGAGCGACGAUAGAUGGGAAACAGGUAGCGAUAGAUUACGACAAGCUCAUUGUCCAAUUUGGAACGAAAAAGAUCGAUCAGGCUCUGUUGGAAAGGUUCGAGAAUGUCACGGGCUGGAGGCCUCAUCCGUUGCUGAGGAGAGGCGCCUUCUUUAGUCAUCGCGAACUAGACGUCAUUCUGACUCGUUUCGAGCAGAAGAAGCCCUUCUUCUUGUACACUGGCCGAGGACCUAGCAGCGAUAGCAUGCACCUGGGCCAUCUCAUCCCUUUUCUCUUUACAAAAUGGCUGCAAGACGUCUUUGACGCGCCCUUGGUGAUUCAGCUCACAGACGACGAAAAGUUUCUCUUCAAACCCAAGUUGAAACUGGAAGAUGUGCAGAAGUUUUCAAUCUCCAACGCUAGAGAUAUCAUUGCUUGCGGAUUCAAGCUGGAGAAGACUUUCAUCUUUUCAAACUUGGACUUUGUAGGCGGCCCCUUCUACCACAACGUGGUGCGCAUCGCGAGAACCAUCACCACGAGUCAAUCGAAGGGCACCUUCGGCUUUGAGGAUUCCGACAAUGUGGGCAAAUUGCACUUCGUAUCGAUCCAAGCCGCGCCAUCCUUCUCCAAUUCUUUCCCGCAAAUCUUUGGCGCAAAAAAGGACAUUCCGUGCUUGAUUCCGUGCGCAAUCGACCAGGAUCCCUACUUUCGACAGACACGAGAUGCGGCCGUAAAGUUGAAGUAUCCCAAGCCCAGCUUGAUCCACUCCAAGUUCUUUCCCAGCUUGCAAGGUAGCCAGACCAAAAUGUCUGCUUCGAACGAAAGCAGCAGUAUAUACAUGACGGAUACGGCUGCCCAGAUCAAGAAUAAGAUCAACAAGCACGCUUUCAGUGGAGGACAAGAGACGAUCGAGGAGCACAGACGAUUGGGAGGCGAUCCGGACGUCGAUGUGUCAUAUCAAUACCUCAACUUUUUUGUGGAUGACGACGAGGAGAUGGAACAGAUGGCGCAGGAUUACAGGAAGGGAGAGCUGAUGACUAGCGAGCUGAAAAAGAAGGCCAUCACUGUGUUGCAAGCUGUGGUGAAGAACUUCCAAGAUCGCAAGGCAGCAGUGACGCCCGAGGUCAUUCGGCAAUUUAUGGACAAGACCCGGAAGAUCGAUCACGAGCCGACCGAACCUGGCUCCACUGCCCAUUUGCAAAACGACGCUUUCGUAGGCCGAUCCACGACGCUCGACUCCAUCACGAGUGCCGUUGAGGCCGUGUCGCUUUGAGCUGUGCAAUGUGUACCAACUCGCAGCGCUCUUGUCCAACGCAUUUGGUAUGCUCCGGCAAUGUCGAUGCAGCUUGCACCCUCGUGAGCGUUGUG